Molecule: messenger RNA, 1671 nt
Organism: Aedes aegypti (yellow fever mosquito)
Lineage: Eukaryota; Metazoa; Arthropoda; Insecta; Diptera; Culicidae
Product: trypsin
Exons: 4
Coding region: 591-1646 (351 amino acids)
Biological process (GO): proteolysis
Molecular function (GO): serine-type endopeptidase activity
Source: RefSeq, a predicted model, not a curated record
CUAAAAUAUAAGGACGGAUUCGUGUGGUAUUUUCUAAAAGUAAUCGACAAAAAAUGUUGAAACACCGGAAAAUACUUUUGAUUUAUGUCUUGAAGGUUUACAGAGGGAAUUUCUGGAGGAUUUGUUGGAUUGAUUCAUAUAAAACAUGUAAAAUCCCAGCAAAACCUUAUGGAAACAAUCUUGACGAAAACAUUCUCUACAACAUGGCAGUGAACAAACAAUCAAAAUCUUCAAUAGUAAGUAUAAACAAAUUUAUUUCGAAUUCAAACGUCCGGAAGAUUGUUAACGUCAACAUCACCACAUACGCACAAUCUUCUCUCAACUUCAUGCCGUUAAUCAUCGCUUUAAAAAAAUCAUGCAUAGCGUGAGUAUACUCAGAAGCCUUUAAAAUGAGUCCCGUUAGUCAUUGAUCACAUCAAAGAACGAACCAGACGACAUUGGGAGAAAGCAUGAAAAAAACGACGACGGGGUCGUGAUGCUGGAAUUGAUAUGCGGUGUACCCACGAAAGGUAACACAAGUGGAAGUUAGUUUUCGCCGGUCCAGUGUUCGAACCAAUCAUACAUUCGAUAAUUUGUUCGGUUGAAGUAAGAUGUGCAACGGGUUUCAGAGAAGAAGUGCACUAAUGUGGUCAGUGGUGAUUGCUGUUUUAAGUGUUCUCGUAACAUCAAAGAUUUAUGUCACUGCAUUGACUUGGGAGCGGAGAUUGGAAGAAAGUAGUGCAACUGUCGCCAAUGUUGAGAGGGCAACCGAAGACGAAACGAUUCUACCGGAAAGCACUACUUUCUAUGAUGUAAUUGGUACGACUGAUGUUACGGAUAGCUGGGUCACCGAGACAACGCAGGAUGAACUGGUGCCGGAUAUUGCAGUUCGACAAUUGAAUUGUACUGAGUGCAAGUGUGGCAAUCGGGACCCGCUCGAAAGGAUCGUCGGCGGAUCACCCGCCAAGGAGAACGCCUACCCCUGGAUGGCAGCCCUGUACUACAACAACCGAUUCACGUGCGGCGGUUCCCUAGUAACGGAUCGGUACAUCCUAACAGCGGCCCACUGCGUUUUUCGACUGAGCCCAGCGCGCUUCCGUGUACAGUUGCUGGUGUACAAUCGCACCCAGCCUACUACGAAUUCGGUGGAGCGCAGCGUUAAGGCCAUCAGGACGUUCUUCUACAGUGGACUGACCAACAACAACGACAUUGCCCUGAUGGAGUUGACCUUUCCGGUUACGAUUAGCGAGGAUCGCUUGGUUCCGGUAUGCCUGCCGCAGCCAAAUGAUAGCAUUUACGAUGGCAAGAUGGCCAUUGUGACUGGCUGGGGCAAAACUGCGUUGGGUGGAUUGUCCGCGACUUUGCAAGAACUGAUGGUACCCAUUUUGACCAAUGCCAAGUGUCGUAGGGCUGGUUACUGGCCGUUCCAAAUCACCGGCCGGAUGCUUUGCGCAGGGUAUAUUGAAGGCGGACGGGAUUCUUGUCAGGGAGACAGUGGAGGACCACUUCAAGUGUACAAUAACGAAACGCAUCGGUACGAACUAGUGGGGAUUGUGUCCUGGGGACGAGCUUGUGCCCAGAAGAACUACCCUGGAGUGUAUACUAGAGUGAAUAAGUUUCUUCGCUGGAUCAAAAAUAAUGUCAAGGAUUCAUGCAUAUGUACGUAAUAAAACUCAAGUUCUGAAUAACUUA